Messenger RNA from Amphiprion ocellaris (clown anemonefish), 3497 nucleotides. Its product is annotated as extracellular calcium-sensing receptor-like. The record is from RefSeq and is a predicted model, not a curated record. Gene Ontology annotation, biological process: G protein-coupled receptor signaling pathway. The coding region runs from base 167 to 2932 and encodes 921 amino acids. The transcript has 11 exons. Gene Ontology annotation, cellular component: membrane. NCBI's taxonomy places the organism in Eukaryota, Metazoa, Chordata, Actinopteri, Pomacentridae. Gene Ontology annotation, molecular function: G protein-coupled receptor activity.
GUAUAGCUGGCGCACAGUCAACACUAUCAGCUAUACUUGUUGUAAUAUGCAUUUUGUCAUUAAAUUUGCUUUACAGGUUGAUGCCUCAAAUAAUAACUUUUUUCCUGUGGCAAAGAGAGAACUGAUAUAAUUUAACCUUUUAAUAUCAGGGACUGUUUACUGAUUUAUGUAUGCAUGUUGUGCCAGUGAGAAGUUAUCUAAUAUGCUGAAUGUGUUUAAAGUGUCCAGAGCAGCUUCAUCCAUGUCUUGGUUCUCGUGGCUCUUCACUCUGUCGUCCUGCUCUGCUCCAUCUGUCCUCCUUGUGGGGCUUGUUGGCAGACAGCUGGGGCUCAGGGUGGGACUGCAGGUGGUUCACACUGUGACUUGUUCUCAGUGGGGUGCACCGAGUGACAAACGUUUAUUCGAGGAUGGGGAUGUAAUCAUCGGUGGGCUCUUUAGUCUUCGUUACAGUCCUCCGGCUAUUGACCGUGAUUUCACUCAGCAGCCAGACUACAAACCUUGCUCUGGUUUGCAAAAUCUCCCACUACAGUACAUCUAUGCCAUGGUGUUUGCACUGGAGGAAAUCAAUCAUAGUACAGCCUUGCUGCCAGGUGUGAAGUUGGGAUACCAUAUUCGUGAUAGCUGCGCUCUGCCCCCUUGGGCUAUACAGGCAGUGCUGUCACUGGUUGGAGGAGACAGCAGCAGCUGUGAUACAGCAGCCCUGACUGCUGGACCUGAAGAGGAAAUCAGAAAAAUGAGAGGUGAUCAGCCAAUUCCUUUGAUCAUCGGUGGUGCCUCCUCUAUUACAGCCCAGAUACUUUCCAGAAUCCUGGGGCCACUCUCUGUACCUUUAGUGAGCUACACAGCCAGCUGCCCAUGUCUGAGCGACAGGCGCCAGUUUCCAAACUUCUUCAGAACCAUGGCCAGUGAUAUUUACCAGGCACGGGCUGUUGCCCAGCUUGCAAUACGCUUUAAUUGGACAUGGAUUGGAGCUGUGAUUGCAAACAAUGAUUAUGGCCACAUGGCAGUGAAGGUAUUUCAGGAGGAGAUUCAGGGUGCUGGGGUGUGUCUGGCAUUUGUAGAGACACUCCAAAGGGAAAAUAUUGUGAGCGAUGCCAGACGAGCAGCACUCACAAUCAAGGCCUCGACUGCGAAAGUGAUUUUGAUCUUCACCUGGUAUACAGAUGUGAGGCAGCUGUUUCUGCAACUUGACAAGCUAAAUGUGACCGACAGACAGUUUCUGGCCAGUGAGGCUUGGAGCACCAGCGGUGAUCUUCUCCAAAAUCUAGUCUCAAGUAAAGUGGCAAGUGGAGCUCUUGGUGUUGCAAUUAGAAGUUCAGCUAUACCUGGAUUUGAAAAUUUUCUCAGAAAUUUGGACCCAUCUCAUCGUCCCAGUGAUGAGUUCUUAAGAGAAUUUUGGGAAAAGGAGUUUGGCUGUAGUCCUGGGAUUGCAACUCUUCCAUUUCAUGCAAACAGGCUGCUUCGAAAAGCUUCUCUUCCCCUUUGCAAUGGCACAGAAACCCUGGAGGAUGUGCAGAAUCUCUUUACUGACACCUCUCAGCUAAGGGUGACAUACAAUGUCUACCUUGCUGUUUAUGCUGCAGCUCAUGCCCUGCACAGCCUCCUCUCCUGCCGUGACAGCGACAGUAUCUCCACCAACAUCUCCACCUGCAACUUUCCAAAAAGCAUCAAAUCCAUAGAGCUAAUGCAGCACCUGAACAAAGUGAACUUCACCACACCACAGGGUGAACCAUUUUAUUUCCAAGGGGCCGACAUUCCUGCGAAAUAUGACCUUGUCAACUGGCAGAAAACCCCCGAGGGAACACUAAAACUGGUUUUGAUUGGUCGUGUGGACGGGUUUGACUUCCAUCUUAAUAAGUCAGCUAUUCAGUGGAGCACAGGAUCCAGUCAGUGUGAUUUUGUUGCUCAGGUGCCUGUUUCAGUGUGCAGUGAAAGAUGUCCGCCAGGUACUCGGGUGGCAAACAGGAAAGGAGAACCUGUCUGUUGCUUUGACUGCAUCACAUGUGCUGAUGGGGAGAUUAGCAAUACAACUGGUUCUCUUCACUGUGAGCGAUGUCCACCUGAGUUCUGGUCCAAUGCUGAUAGAACUGCCUGCAUCGCUCGUCAGCUGGACUUCCUCUCCUUUAAUGAAACUUUGGGUAUUACCCUCACUGCAGUAGCUGUUUCUGGUGUCACAGUGACAACAGCUGUGUUUCUCGUGUUCCUUCACCACCGUCAAACACCUGUGGUGCGAGCCAACAACUCAGAGCUGAGCUUCCUGCUUCUUCUGUCACUCAAGCUCUGCUUUCUGUGCUCACUGGUGUUCAUCGGUCGUCCAGCAGUCUGGUCUUGUCGGUUCCAACAGGCUGCAUUUGGGAUCAGCUUUGUACUUUGUGUUUCCUGCCUCCAAGUCAAGACCAUCGUGGUUUUGGCAGCGUUCCGCUCAGCUCAACCCGGUGCUGAAGCCUUGAUGAAAUGGUUCGGUCCAGCCCAACAGAGAGGAAGUGUCUUCCUCUUUACCUGUGUGCAGGUUAUCAUCUGUAUCAUUUGGCUAUCAAUCAGCCCUCCGGUGCCUAAACCUGACCUGGAUGUCCCAGGCUUAAAGGUCACCCUGAAGUGUACCAUGGCCUCUGUGGUGGGUUUCUCUCUGGUUCUGGGCUACAUCGGCCUGCUGGCCUGCACCAGUCUCCUCUUGGCCUUUCUUGCCAGGAAACUCCCAGACAACUUCAACGAGGCCAAACUGAUCACCUUUAGCAUGCUGAUUUUCUGUGCCGUCUGGGUGGCCUUUGUACCUGCUUACGUUAGCUCUCCCGGAAAAUAUGCCAUUGCCGUAGAGAUUUUUGCCAUCCUCGCUUCUAGCUAUGGUUUGCUUUUCUGUAUCUUUGCUCCAAAGUGUUUCAUUACUCUUUUGAGACCUGAGAAAAACACCAAGAAACACAUGAUGGCCAGGUAGCAAAAAAAAUCAUCAUGCAUGCUGUGACUUGACUGUAAGUCAUCAAGUCAAAUUAUGAUUUCAUUAUAAACAUGAGUGCAUUUAUUUUAUUUGUAUAUUACACUGGCAUAAUGAAAUAAUAUUUUAUAUUUAAUUCGUCUAAAGUAUGUCAGUGAUAAAAUUCUGCUACUGUCUGCUAGAUAUUCUUUUAUUUGUGUGGAGGUUUUAAUGAAAUAAAAAAAAUUAUUCAAACAAAAACAAUCAAUUUUCUCUGCUUUUCCAACUAAUGACAUUUGAGUAUUCUUCUCACACUUUCUCAUGUAAUAAACCUUGCUUAAAAUGAAAACACUAAUAACCAGACUCAAAACAAUUUUCGGUGUUGUAAUUAUCAUCUGUGUAGUGUGUGUGUGGGAAAACAAGACCAUAUACCAUGGAAAUUUGUUGCUUCAUAAUGGAAUUAUGAAAUCUGAGGAUAGUUUCAAAAUAAUUACCAUUUCUUUAUAUCUAACCAGUGAUACGGAUCCUGUGCUUAACCUUGUUUGUUGUCUUUGCUGCUUGCAAUAAAGACUUUUCAUACCUAAAAUUA